Messenger RNA from Tripterygium wilfordii, 1329 nucleotides. RefSeq names its product probable carboxylesterase 6. Bases 142 to 1152 code for a protein of 336 amino acids. NCBI's taxonomy places the organism in Eukaryota, Viridiplantae, Streptophyta, Magnoliopsida, Celastrales, Celastraceae. The record is from RefSeq and is a predicted model, not a curated record. Gene Ontology annotation, molecular function: hydrolase activity. The transcript has a single exon.
CACUUAUUCCAUCUUUAUAUUAAACUUUAUUGUUAUGUACAUAUCUAUGCUUAUAUAAGGGGGGAAAGGGACUCCCAACUUUCAAGUCACAAGCACUAGUCAGCCUAAACAACAUCAACCAAUUUGCAGGAGAAGAAAAAAAUGGCAACCGUUGCGUUAGAUCCAAGUCCAAGAGUCCAAAUUGGCAGAGACCAGCACCAGCAUGGGCCAGUCAUUGAAGAAAUUGAAGGCCUGAUUAAGGUCUACAAAGAUGGGCAUGUAGAGAGACCACAAAUUAUACCUUGUGUCACAACAGCACUGCCUCCCAAACUCAAUGUUACUUCGGGAGACGUUCUCCUAGACAUUUUCACAAACACUUGGUCUCGUUUUUACGUCCCGACAUCAUUUCAACCAAAUAAGCUCCCUCUAAUGGUCUAUUUUCACGGCGGCGGGUUUUGCAUAGGUUCCGCCGCUUGGAGUUGCUACCAUGACUUCUUAGCACGGUUGUCGGCGAAAGCAGGGUGCGUAAUCAUGUCCGUUGACUAUCGAUUAGCUCCUGAAAACCCUCUCCCGACGGCUUACGAAGACGGAAUAAAAGCUCUUAUGUGGUUGAAACAACAAAUUCUGUGCCGAUCGGGUGAAUGGUGGUCUAGACAAUGCGAUUUGUCUAGAGUUUUCGUCGCAGGUGAUAGUGCCGGUGCCAAUAUAGCGCACAACGUGGUGACGCGACUUGGUUCGUGCGAGUCCAGGGCCUUAAAUCUGAAAGGGACGAUAUUGAUACAGCCGUUUUUCGGGGGAGAGACACGUACGCAGUCAGAAAAGUGUUCGGCACAGUCAACGCGGUCAGCUUUAAGCUUGGGGGCUUCUGAUACGUAUUGGAGACUGGCGUUGCCACGUGGGAGUAAUCGUGACCAUCCAUGGUGCAAUCCUAUGGUGACAAAAUUGGAGGAAUUGAAGGUUUUGCCUACAAUGGUUUGCAUAUCGGAGAUGGAUAUAUUGAAAGAUAGGAACUUGGAGUUGUAUGGAGCUUGGCGUAGAGCUGGUAAGAAAGUGGAGUGUGUGGUUUAUAAAGGUGUAGGACAUGCGUUUCAAAUUCUAAACAAGUCUCAGCUCUCACAAAUUCGAAGCCAGGAAAUGAUGUCUCAUAUCAAGACCUUUGUAAGUGGAUUAUGAUGUCCAUCAUGAAAAACAUACAUCCAAUUGGAUCACGUCUCAAUCGUACAUAAGGACUAGGUAUGUAUCACCAUGUAAUAUAUGUCUAUAUUAGGGCAAAAGUCAUGGACACCUCCUAUGGUUGCAACCAUUUCGACUUGCACCCCGUUCGAUUCAAAUUGAAAGAAUUACACCCUU